This is a messenger RNA of Helobdella robusta, 744 nucleotides long. RefSeq lists its product as hypothetical. Gene Ontology annotation, molecular function: cysteine-type endopeptidase activity. Gene Ontology annotation, cellular component: lysosome. Gene Ontology annotation, biological process: immune response. The transcript has 6 exons. NCBI's taxonomy places the organism in Eukaryota, Metazoa, Annelida, Clitellata, Rhynchobdellida, Glossiphoniidae. The record is from RefSeq and is a predicted model, not a curated record. The coding region runs from base 1 to 744 and encodes 247 amino acids.
AUGAUUAAGAUUGUAUUUUUCUGUACUGCCCUAGCAAGGGAUUUGCACUGGGAGAGUCAAAGCGCCAACCUGUAUUCAAACUUUCAAGAAGUUCUUGAUGUGGAAGUCGACUGGCUCAAAUUUAAAUCAUUCCGCAACAAAACUGUUCACGAGUUCAAAAAAACUAUGAACGGGCUAAAAAUAAAUGCUGAGCGGGUUGGAGGUUCAACAUACUUGUCGCCCGAUAUUAACAUGACCUUGCCCACUGAGGUCGAUUGGAGAAAGAAGGGACUCGUCACGCAAGUAAAAGAUCAGGGUCACUGUGGAUCAUGCUGGGCUUUCAGUGCCACCGGUUCAUUGGAAGGUCAACACAUGAGGAAGACAGGAGAGUUGGUCGAACUCAGUGAGCAGAACCUUGUCGACUGCUCUUUCAAUUAUGAUAACAACGGUUGCAAUGGUGGUCUCAUGGACAAUGCUUUCAAAUACAUCAAAGCUAACAAAGGCAUUGACACUGAAAAGGCUUACCCAUACGAGGCUAAACAUCUCAACGUCAAAUUCGGCGUGCGGGUUAUUUUCUAUUUUCAUAUUAACGUCGAAUUCUCACGCUUUACACCGUUCAAACGUAUUCGCCGUCUCGUGAUUCGCACGCCUUAUAGGAUUUCAACGUCAAAUUCGAAGUGCUUGUGCCUCACGAUUUAUAAUUUCAAGCGUCGUAUUCACCCGCGAUUCGCACGCCUUAUACCAUUUCAACGUCUAAUUCGCUAA